AUGUUGAUCAUCACCGUAGUGCUGGCCCUCCUCUGGCCGUCCGCCGCUACGCAACACGCCAAUGUACGCGAGGACCCGAACCCGUUGCUUCGCGUACAACCCACGCUGGAAUGCCUCCCCGACGGGAUGCGCCUUCACCUCAGCCCGAUUGGCCCAUUUUCCGGUCAUGUCUACGUCAAGGGAUACUUUAAUGCGCCGCCGGAAAGUUGUCAUCUCGACUAUUGCCGAGCGCCAGUAACUUCACCGUUUUAUAUUCACAUACCUUAUAAGGGGCAUUGUAUGGUAUCGACGCAGAAAACGGCGAAUCCCCCCGGCCUCAACUACCAGGUCACUGUCAUCGUCCAACACCAUCACUUCUUUGUCACGGCAGGAGACCGUGCCUAUCGUCUCAACUGCCUCUACGAGGAGAAACCAGUGACUUUACGGCAGCAGGUCAACGUCAAAGAAAUGCAACCGACAAAUCUUGGCGGGACAGCCGGCGCCUCGCAUUGUCGCUAUGACGUUUUGGGAGAUGGGGUGGAUGGGGCGAGAGUACGGCUCGCUUCGAUCGGACAGCCGAUUGUGCAUAGGUGGACUUGUAAUAAUGAAGACGUCGGCUUCCUCGUCCAUUCCUGCAGUGUCAAAGAUGAACAGGGAAAAGACUAUGAACUGGUCGACGAUCGAGGAUGUCCGAUAGAUGGUUCGAUUGUGCCGGCCUUGGAAUACUCGGUUGACCUGCACACGGUCCACACUACCAUUAAUGCUUUUCGAUUCGCUGAUCAGCUACUGGUCCACUUCAGCUGCCAGCUAACCCUCUGCGAAAAGCGGGACAACGGCUGCGAGGGCAUUGUGCCGCCGACUUGCCACCCAAUUCCACUCAACAUCCCGCUGAAAACGACGUAUCGAAAACCGGAAAAACAACCCGAAUUCCCGGUGAGUCCGCAUCCGGAAGAUAAACCGGAAGAAGUGGGAUGGACAGACACUGAGGGGUCGUUCACCCGAAAAUUGGCCGCCGUCCGCGACGCUGAAGUCAUUUCGACGACGAAGCCGGCCUCGAAAAUACUCACCGGACACCUCGUGCAAAGAUACCACCAAAUGCAACGCGAAGAGGCCGAGAAAAAAGCCGCGGUUGAACAGCUUUUGGCUCAAAUCACGACCACCUUCCCAACGCCUACCACCCUGGAUGAAGCGUUUGAGAUGCCGAAGACUACGCAUUACCGGGCCGUCAGAAAAACCAGGGCGAAUUCAACGACUUCGUCAAGUUACGAAACGCUGGGCCGGGGGACCGCCUUCGAAACGACCAUCAUUUCAGCCAGAAUUCCUGCCGACAAUGAAAAGCGUCUGGAAUCUCGGACGACACGGCUGGCCAGGAAUUUAGACCCUAGAAACCCUGUAAAAACAAUCACGAUUGGAGUCGAAACCGGACCGCUACUCGUCGUUUCUUCUGAAGAGGGUUUCCCCACCCAGAAAUCACGCCGUGAAGCCGCGAACGACACCGAAGAAGCCGAGCCCGCCAAGCAGUCAAUGCCAUCCGAUUGUCCGCAUCUCAUAUUUUCCCAAUUCAUUGCCACCCUGAUCUUCACCCUCCUCCAACUCGCCACCCUCAGCGUCAUCCUCACGAUGGCGCAAUACGAGCAAGCAUGGGCCCAAUACUACGCUCAACAGGCCGCCAACGCUGAUCCGAGCGCCGGCGCUGCCGCCCAGGCUCAAGGAGGAGGCGCCGCUGGUGCAGAUCCGUUCCAGUACUCUGCUUACUACGCCCAACAAAACGGAGCCGCCAAGCAAGCCGGAGGUGGUGGUGGUGGCUACGAUGAUGCUGGAUAUGGAGACAAGUGGUAUGCGAUAGAAAUGUCAACGGCGGCGCAACUAGCUGGUGGGGACCACGUGCGGAGCGUGAUGAGCGGCAAGACGCAGCGGCGUAUGAAUGGGGAGAACGAGCCGCUGCAACGUUUCGCCGACGCCAAGAAGGUGUUAGGCGAAAUUUACAACGAUUUGACGAGAUAUGUCGACGAGACGGAGGGAUUUUAUGAUGAACUCGACAAGAAUCAACCUUCGAUUGUGGCUGCUGAAUCGCGAGAUGAGGUCCAAGAGAUUCGAGCUUCGAUCAAGACCAUCAUGGAGACUUUCCAGCGCGACAACAUGAAGGUCGUCUUUUUCGGAAGGACCUCGAAUGGCAAAUCUACAACCAUCAACGCGAUGCUCCACCAGAAGAUAUUGCCCCAGGGCAUGGGCCAUACUACUUGCUGCUUUCUUCAGGUCCAAGGCACGACCGAUGAACAGGGAUUCCUGCUCUCCGAGGGCACCUCGACACCGAUUCCGAUGUCACAGCUGGGAAAGAUCGGUGACGCGUGUUCGGCCGACAAUGCCGAUCUGCCGGCGAUGGGGCAGGAUUCGUUGCUCAAAAUCAUGCACCCGAAGAAGGACAAUCGUCUGCUGCAAAAUGAUGUUGUGAUAUUGGAUAGCCCCGGUGUCGACCUCUCCCCCGAGUUCGACUCGUGGAUUGACAAGCACUGCCUCGACGCCGACGUCUUCGUGCUCGUCUGCAACGCCGAGGCCACUCUGACCCAGGCUGAAAAAUCGUUCUUCCAUCGCGUCAGCAAGCGCCUCUCGAAACCGAACGUCUUCAUCUUGAAUAAUCGCUGGGAUGCCAGCGCUGCGGAGCAGGACAGCGUUGAUCAGGUCCGAACACAGCACCUCACCCGCUUCAAGCAGUUCUUGGUCGAUGAAUUACAAGUUUGCGCGACGAGCGAUGUCCCGAAUCGUGUCUUUUUCGUCAGUUCCCGCGAAGUGCUGGACGCCAGGCUGAAGGCCCGUGGGGUCAUCCAGAAAGCCUUCGAGAUGGAGGGCUUCCAGAAGCGCGCCUACGAAUUCACGCAGUUUGAGCGCCAGUUCGAGCAGUGCAUCUCAAAAUCGGCAAUUCGGAGCAAAUUUGAGGCACAUUCUCGGCGCGCCAACGAGUUGGUGCACAGAGUGCGUGACAAUGUCGAUCAUGUCUUUACAAGCGCCAACGACAAAAAGGAGCUGAUGCAAAACGAGUUGAAAGAAAGCACGAACGAGUUCAACGCUUGCCGCGAGAAUUUUGCCGCAUUUGAGAAGGCCUAUCGGGAGCAGUCGGAAAUGCUGCGGGCUGAGGUCCAUUUGAAGGUUUCGGCAGAUUUCCACGAAGAAAUCCAACGACUUUCUGCGAUCAUAGACAAGUUCAAUCGACCGUUCCUGGACUCGCCUAAAGACAUUAAUGCCUACAAAACGGAGCUGGCGCUUUUUGUUGAUUCGAUGAUUUCCCAAGAGCUAGAAGCGAGGUGCACCGGCGGGCUGAUGAGCCGCAUUUGGUCGCUGGAGAAUGAGAUGUUUGUCUACGUCAAGAAGAUUCUGGCCGAAGCGUACCAGCCAAAGCUCGAAGAGGUGUGGCGUUACCGUGCCCCGUUCAAGUUCUCGAUUUGCGUCGACGUCCCAUCGCUCACCAACGAUUUCCACGAGGAUUUGGAGUUCCGAUUCUCGUUCGGUCUAUCUGCAAUCAUCCGAAAAGUCAUCGCGUAUCGUAGCGGUCAGCCCGUGACGGCCAUUCAAAACAACCUGCUGGCCACCGCAUUGUCCUCAAAGACCUCCAAUGGAACGUCGACCCCAGCAACCCCGAUCCAGCAGAGGGAGGAUAAGAAGGCUGCCGAAUCCGAGGAACAGCAGAUGAUGACCAACAUUGUGCUCUCUUCAGCCGCCUACGUCGCGAAUGGCGGAAUUGGGGUGGCUAUCGUUGGCGGACUGCUCUAUAGGGCGGUCGGCUGGAAGGUGAUCCUCGGGGCUGGAGCGGCUUACGGUGGUCUCUACGCCUUUGAGCGCUUCCGCUGGAACAACUCGAAGAAGGAGCAACACUUGAAGGACCAGUACCGUUCCCACCUUGAUGCGCGAAUGCGGCAAGUCGCCGCUGCGCACACCAACCAUUGCGAGACCCAAGUCAUCCGUGAAAUGGAGCAAGUGUACGAUGGGCUCCGCGCUACGGUGGCCGGCGUGCAUCGCGAGAUGAAGGGCGACCUCGAGUCGGCCCAGUCGAAGAUCAACGUGCUCGACCAUCAGCUCAAGGGGCUUUCUGCCAUCAAGGGCAAAACGACGUUCGUGCUCAGCGGCCUCGAGCAGUUCUCCACCAACUUCUUCCACCCGGACUCGCCGUCCCAA
Mesorhabditis spiculigera is the source of this 4146-nucleotide messenger RNA. NCBI's taxonomy places the organism in Eukaryota, Metazoa, Nematoda, Chromadorea, Rhabditida, Rhabditidae. The record is from the annotation of a GenBank genome assembly.